Crotalus tigris (Tiger rattlesnake) is the source of this 8949-nucleotide messenger RNA. It is a transcript of the gene GRAMD1B, whose product is annotated as GRAM domain containing 1B. The transcript is spliced from 22 exons. Gene Ontology annotation, biological process: intracellular sterol transport. NCBI's taxonomy places the organism in Eukaryota, Metazoa, Chordata, Lepidosauria, Squamata, Viperidae. Gene Ontology annotation, molecular function: sterol transfer activity; sterol binding. Bases 1525 to 3690 code for a protein of 721 amino acids. Gene Ontology annotation, cellular component: endoplasmic reticulum-plasma membrane contact site; plasma membrane; endoplasmic reticulum membrane. The record is from RefSeq and is a predicted model, not a curated record.
CAGAAAGAGGUUUGGAAGGCCAGAAAAGCUGUUUAAAUUGGCAGUUUUCAGUUGUGGCUGAGAGCAACAUGGCAGUUGAAGAUUUAGCACCCCAUAGGCGUCCUUUGGUUGCUAUUUCUUCUCAGCUUGUCCGUUUUUUUCUUCUUCUACAGAGGAGAAAGUACAACCAUUUUUUUUACCGAAUUUGGGUCAAUCUGGGACAGGAAACCCUCCCCUUAACCAACCGAUGAACUGCUUCUAUGAAUACAGUAAGCAGGGCAUUUGAUUUUACUUAUUUCCAGAGGUGGGGAACUAUGGCUCCUUUAUGAACUGGUGGAUUUCAACUCCCAGAAUUCCCGAGGCAGCCAUUCUGGGAGUUGCAAGUCCACAAUAGUUCCCCACUCCUGAUUUAGGCCUCAGUUGAGACACCCCGGUUGAGUUCACGCAAAAGGAUCAUCAGAGAUUCUGGAAAGUUGUCGUUUUUCUUGCGCAGAUGGUGUGGUAGGGUAGGCAUUGGGAUAAUUCCACACUACGUCAUGUCUCUGUUAGUAGGAACCUGGCUUAUUUAGGGAUCUUGGUUUGUUGUCUCCUUUCUCGUCCAUGCUUGCAAAACUAAGCCUGUGCAUUUGCAAUGAUUUCCAGUAGGUUUCCAAGUGUAAUUCAGAGUGCUAGUUUUGAACUCUUAAUGCCUUGAGUUGUGGCCAACACCGGGCUCACCUGAAGCAACCAAAUCGUUUUGAAGAUACAGUAUAAAUUUAUUAGCGUGCAAACAAUAAGACAGAGCUAAGCAGUGCUAAUCAAAAGCAAUGCCAGAGUUUAUAAAUCUUUGCCCCCCCACUACAUUACAAAGACAAGGCUAAGGCAGAGACAGGAUAAGUGAUAACAUGAUAUUGGAAUGUUUUUGAUAAGGCCAUCUGGGGGCCUUCUUUUGAAAUACUAGGUCAGCGUGCUACCCUUACUAUCUUUCAAAUAUGGAGAGGGAAUAUCAACAAUUUGAUUUACUGAGUCACGGGUUCCUGGCUGAUUCUUGUUCCACUCACCACUCAAGGUCAAUUAGGCUUGAGUGGUUGUGCAUAUCUUCUUACAAGGGCAUGUUAAGCAGUUCUCAGGCUUGGAGGGACAUCUGAAGGUCUAUUCUGAAUCUAUUCUGAUGGCAGAAGAAGGUCUCAGAGACAUGUCCACUACCCUUGACACCCACAUGUCUCCAAGACCACCACCUGCAAUCAGAAUAGGUCAUUUCUGGGAUGUUCUUUCCAGCAGGAACUUGUGGUGGCUCUCAGGUUCAACAAGGGAGGAGCUAAGGACCAACAACAAAACUCAGUUUACCAGUUAGGACACCAGUUGUGUGGGAGAGCCUCCCUUGGAAAUUAGAUUAUUCCCUCCACUUUUUUUUUUUAUUAGAUGUGCAGAAGUUGGAAAAAACCAGUCUUCUUCCAGGAGCGUUAGAGCACUGCCAGUAACUCGAACCGCAGUACUCCCACUUGCUCCCCAGUCCUGCGCAAACGCUCCCGGUCUCCCACGCCACAGGACCCCCAAGGAGAUACCAUGGUGGAGAAGGGGUCAGAUCAUUCUUCUGACAAGUCUCCUUCCACGCCAGAGCAAGGCGUGCAGCGAAGCUGUUCCUCUCAAUCCGGUCGUGGUGGCACCAAGAAUUCUAAGUAUGACAGAUUAAACCUGAUCAAAAAAAGCCAGAGUUGGUACAAUCAUGAAAGACAACACAUCCGAAGAGUGUUGAGUCCAACCUACAAACAACGGAAUGAAGACUUCAGGAAACUUUUCAAGCAGCUUCCCGAAACAGAGCGCCUCAUUGUUGAUUACUCCUGUGCACUUCAAAGAGAUAUUCUCUUGCAAGGUCGACUCUACCUCUCUGAAAACUGGAUAUGUUUCUACAGCAACAUCUUCCGCUGGGAAACCUUGCUGACCGUCCGUUUGAAGGACAUCUGCACCAUGACCAAGGAAAAAACUGCACGGCUCAUUCCUAACGCUAUCCAAGUUUGCACAGACGCUGAAAAGCACUUUUUCACUUCCUUUGGUGCCCGGGAUAGGACGUAUAUGAUGAUGUUUCGCCUCUGGCAGAACGCCCUCCUUGAAAAGCCCUUGUGUCCGAAGGAGCUCUGGCAUUUUGUACAUCAGUGUUACGGCAAUGAACUGGGGUUGACGAGCGAUGAUGAAGACUAUGUUCCUCCUGAUGAAGAUUUCAACACCAUGGGUUACUGUGAGGAGAUCCCAGUGGAAGAAAAUGAAGUCAAUGACAGCUCCUCCAAAAGUAGCUCAGAGGUCAAAGCUGAAGUGAGCCCUCAGCUUCUCAAGAAGUCAGUUACCAACAGUAGCAUGUUGACCCCUUCAUCAAACAAUGAAGCUCCAAUUCCGUACGAAGGAAUAGUUCCUGAAGAAGAAGAGAUUCUGGACACACCAGCCGAGAAGGAGAUGACAAUUGCAAAUCUCAUUGGAGACAAGAUUGACAUCAUUGCCCCUGUGAAUUCUCCUUCUCUGGAUUUCAAUGACAAUGAGGACAUUCCAACUGAACUCAGUGAUUCCUCUGAGACUCAUGAUGAAGGUGCUUGGCUGGCAUCCACAGGGGAGGUCCAGGCCUUUUAUGAAGAUCUGAAUGGGCGACAGUAUAUGAAUGAAGUCUUCAACUUUAGCGUGGAUAAGCUCUAUGAUCUGCUGUUCACAAACUCUCAGUUUCUAAGGGAUUUCAUGGAGCAACGGCGGUUUUCUGAUGUUGUUUUUCAUCCAUGGAAGAAGGAAGAAACUGGCAAUCAAAGCAGAGUUAUUCUCUACACCAUCACGCUCACCAACCCCCUGGCUCCAAAAACUGCCACCGUUACUGAAACUCAGACAAUGUACAAAGCAAGCCAAGAAAGUGAGUGCUAUGUUAUAGAUGCUGAGGUGCUAACUCAUGACGUUCCCUACCACGAUUAUUUCUACACAAUUAAUCGUUACACAUUGACGCGUGUUGCCAGGAACAAAUGUCGACUCAGGGUUUCUACAGAGCUACGUUACAGAAAACAGCCAUGGGGACUAGUGAAAUCCUUCAUUGAGAAGAACUUUUGGAGUGGUCUUGAUGACUAUUUUCGCCACUUAGAGAGUGAAUUGACCAAGACCGAGAGUUCAUAUCUAGCAGAACUUCACAGACAGUCACCCAAAGAGAAGGCGAACAAACAAUCCUCAGUCCGGCGGAGGAAACGACCCCAUACACAUUUGAGGGGUCCUCAUCUGGAGGAAGUACUGAGCCCUGUUACCACUCCCACAGAUGAGGAAGUUGUAGGUCGAAUCAAGCGUGUGGCAGGUUCCACUCAAACACGGCAUAUCCCUGAAGAAAGUCCCAGCAGCUUCCACAUGCAGAAUGUCUCCAAAUUGCUGCUUGUUAUUAGUUGUGUGAUUUGCUUCAGUUUGGUGCUUUUGGUCAUCCUGAAUAUGUUGCUGUUCUACAAGCUGUGGAUGUUGGAAUACACAACUCAAACCUUGACCGCAUGGCAGGGGCUACGUUUACAGGAAAGGUUGCCCCAAUCUCAGACUGAGUGGGCCCAGUUGUUAGAGUCCCAGCAGAAAUAUCAUGACACAGAGCUCCAAAAAUGGCGAGAGAUCAUCAAAUCAUCAGUGGUUCUCUUAGAUCAGAUGAAGGAUUCCCUCAUCAACCUUCAGAAAGGCAUUGGCUCUCGCGAAUAUCGGUCCGAGUCGGAGGAGAAACGGAAACGGUUCUACUAGCAGGCGGGAACACAUGUGGCCAGAGGAUUGCGUGCAAUAUAUGUACAUAGAGAAUGAAUAUCAUCACCGAGAAAGGGCCAGAAUGUGAUGGAGGAAUUGGGCUUUUCCAGCACUGAGGCAUUGUGGGAAAAUCCACUCCGGCCCUCCUGGAUUCAUGCAUCUUUCUUGGAUUUUCCUGGCUCUUUGUUUAUUUGUCUGCCUCUCUUGAGCGGGAGCGGGGAAGACGUAGGAAGCCAUGAAACCCUCCUUUGGAGCUGACCCUUAACUAGUCUUGGCACAAAUGGCCUAUUUGUUCUGGCAUGGAGGAACUGUUGUGUUACUUUUUUCGGCAAGAAUGCGGUUGGCCGGCUUCCCCGGGCGAGUCUUCAAGACGGCUGCCAAACAGAGCAUUGUUGCUUGUUUUCACAGGAUCCCUUUGCGGGAUUUCUCUUUUGUUGGCAAGUGGACUUGGCACAUGCUUCCCCCCCACCCAUGCUGCUAUACUUCGGCGGAGAGUGGCCGCCCCAUUGUGUGACCGGAUGAGUUUGUUUGAGGAGAUAGACCGGAAGCUGUUGUGUGCGUGGAAGGGCCUUAUGUUCAGCUCACUCAGGUGCUAACUCCCUUUGUGAAGGAUGAGUUCUGUUAGGGGUGGCCAACUAUGGCAACUUUGCAACCUGUGGACUUCAGUUCCAGAAUUCUGGCUCAGGAAUUCUGGGAGUUGAAGUCCUCAGCUCAUAAAGUUGCCAUCGUUGGCCACCCCCGAGUCAUGUUUUGUUCCUCUCCUUGUUUCAGCUUGAAGGCAUCUUCUCUGUCUGUUGAAUCCUUUGACCUUUGCAGCUUCAAGUAGUUACUCGAGAGAGCUGUUGCUCUGCUUAAAGGGCUAUCUGUACUUGCAGAGAUACCAAUGGAGAUCCAGAUCAAGGGAGCUUCUUCUCAUGUAUAAAUGUCCAAGCCUUCCUACAGCAAAACAAAACAAAAAGGCAACAACAGAUUGAGCUACCACCCAAGAACAUGUCUCAGCUCAGCAAGGGGCUUAAAACAUCUGUUUUGAAGUCUUUGUUCCAAAUUUUGUAUUUUAUUUAAGCUUGUGUCUUGUUUCUUGUACUCAUGGAGAGUUGUGGAAGAAGCCUAAAGAGAAAUAAUUUGGCUUCUAGUAGUGAGAGAUGGGCUUUACCCUGAUGUGUCUGUCGGCUUAGGCCAUGGCAAGUCACUGUGCAUUCACACAACGGUUCUUGUAAAAGUCUGAAGGAGACUUCUGGGGAUACAUUCAGCAAUUGUCUGAUGUGGACUCAGACUCCAAAUUCAAGGACGCAUGUUGAUGCUUUAAAGCAGGGGUGUCCAACCUUGGCAACUUUAAGAUCUGUGGACAUGCUGGCCAGGGAAUUUGGGGAGUUGAAGUCCACAAAUCUUAAAGUUGCCAAGGUUGGACAUACCCCCUCCCCUUUAAGAAAGGCCUUCUUGGUGGUCCCUAGCAAUCAAAGGCCAAAGCAUGGCAGCCCAGCAAAACACAGACCUAAGAACAUUUGUUGGCUGAGCCUUGAACAAGAAAGUACUAAAGUGUUCUAGUUUUAGGACUUUUCCUUGAAAAAAAUUCCUUGAAAGAAUUCACCAAACAAUGAUGCUGUCUUUGUGGAUUUGGUCAAAGCAACAUUUCUCUAACUGGGAAAUGAAGCAAACUUGAAGAUGGUUUGUGGGCGGUAGGUCAGUUUUGUCGUGCAAAAAGCAAUAUAGUUUUCUAGAAGGCCAAAGCUGAGCAUGGAAUUUCUCUGCCUCCUAGUGAAAAACUAGAGGUUUCCAGGAAAGAAAUAGAAUGAGAUUUCCAUCUUUCAGGCUUCAUCUUGAUGGUGAGCCUCAGUGUUUAACUGUUCUGCACUAAAUAUCAUCUUUUUGGGGCAACUACGAUCAGUAUAUUGCUUCUAUGUAGAUUAUCGACCCAGAAAGAGAAAUCAUACUUGGCAUGAAUUCUUUAUCUGAAUUGGGCCUUGUUUGUGAUGAAAGUUGCCAUCUUCUCUCCACACACCGUUGAAAGAUAAAAAGGAGCAAACAUUAGCCAAACCACAAUCUCCUCCUCCUUGAUUGACUAGUAGAGGCACCACAAGAGAGCCUCAAAACCAGACAGCCAAGCAGGUCAGCCCAAGGCAGAAUCCAUUUCUAGACGUUCUCCAUAUUUCCAGGAUGUUGAUCAACACAAUUGCAAGGUAUCUACUUUGGCACCCAAGCUGUACGAUUUUACACGGGAGCAAAUGCUCAACAGGUUGGAAGUGAAUGAAACUGAGUUUUUUUUUUUAAACAUGCUCCAGUGGACAAGCAGAAAAGCUGUUUCUUCAUGAAUUUGAUUUGCUUUUUUGUUAGUUGGCUGGGCUAACUGGCAAGAGAUAGCAAGCAGAGACAAAUAUUGCAAUAGUCAAGAUUCUUUAGGAAGCCAGAAUGGCUGAUGGUCACCAGUAGGAGAAAAGUCCGAGGGUAGCCGAGAGGACUGUUGACAGUAAAUCUAGGAGACUUUAACUUGUGGGAAGGAUUGCUUAGAUUAAUUUAUUGCAUAAAUAUAUAUAUUUUGUACAGCUCUGCUGAUUGGCAAUCUUUGGGGACGUAUUUGCUGCUUGUUGAAGGGGCCUUGAAUCUUUUCUUGGUGAUUAUAGUCAGGCUUGGGAUCCACGAGUGCUUUUCAUUCAAAAUGGCAGAAGUCUCGGAUGAAAUUUCUCCUCAAGGCAAGAAAAGGGAGGAGCAAAUGUGAGCUUUGACUUCCCAAAAACGUAACAAGGGUGUUGUGCAUUACUGUUAUUUAAACAAAAAUAUUUUCUUUGAAAGGGUGGGCGGGCACAAUGGUUUGCAGGACAGACUGAAGAAAAGCGUUUUAGGGUAGCAUUUUUAUUUUGCGUGAUUUUUAAGAGACAUUGAAGAGAACUCGGGAUUCGUGGUAACCGAGUGUUUAACAGACUCACCCCAACAAAAUGUAUUCCCCCGUUUUCUUUUUCCCAAGAAAGUCUCAAAACUCUCUCUUUUUUGGGGGUGUGGGUGGGGUGCAGCUGCCUUGUUUUUAAUCCCUCAGAGUUUUGCCCAUCAGCCUAAACUGGUUUUUUUGCUCCGUUUGGAAUAGAGUUAACGGUAGGGGAGAUGUUCAGGGUUUUAAAUACACCUAUCGGAAAGUGGAUUUUGCUUAGUUUAUAUGCAGGAUUAAAAUGCAGGAGACCUCUACAUGUGUGAAAAGGACCUGGGUCUCUCUCUCAAUUCGUCAGUGAAGAAAUUUAUUUGCAUGAAGAGGAAAAAAAAAAAAAACCCUCUGCAUGGCUGUUUGUCCUCCCUGGUUGAAGUGAAUUAGGCUGUGGUUGCAACUGGGUCAGAAAGAACUUCCCUGUGUCAUUCAGAAAGGACAAUUUGGGUGGGGUGGGGUGGAGAGACUUAAGAAGCAAAUGCCUCUAUGUUCUCGAAUCCACUGUAGCUCAUUUUGUUUGUUCCUUUGCCUGAGCCCAAGGGGUACACUCCACAAACAAGGAAUGUUAUGUUUUAUUUGUUUUAACCAAGUUUAAGCCUGUUUUGCAACGUUUCAUCUCUCCCCCAACCCCCCCCCAUCUGUCCUGAUCCUGACCUGGUUACCUGUAACUAAUUUUGUUACAGACAUGUCAAACUCAACUGCCUUGGCUUCUCUUCACUCUUGUUGUGGGUCGCCCAUCUUUCUCGUUGUCGGUGAGAGUUGUGGUCAGCAAAUUCAGCCCCUUGGUUUUUUGUUUUUUUUUUUUUGUCUAUGCAUUCCACACCAGUAAGCUGUCCUGUUAUGGAAGGGCUUUGCCAAGGGACACUUGGUAUCUAGAAAUAGUUUCUGUGGUCUCUUUCCUUCACUUCCAGCUUUGAUUUCUAGGCUGUGAAGUCCAGGGGUUGCAUUUUAACAUAGCUGACCAUUCCCUUUGGCUCCUGCAGCAGUCAGUCCAUAAAAAUCCAUUGUUGGCUUCUCAGGUUUGUAGCAGAGGUAACAAGGACUUCUUCUGCUGUGAGACUGGGACCUCCAGACUUUCAGAAGGUCUUGGUGAUACCUUCGUAUUCCCUAACGAUCAAUGUUCUGGUGUGAAUCUUUUGUUUCCUCAUGCCCAUGCGUUCUCCCGAGGCUGUUCCUCAUGCUCUGCUCUCUGGCUCAUGCUGGUGGAAGCACAGAUGACUCUUCUUCCUGUGCCAUUCAUCCCUAGAUGUGCCAAUCAGCCAAAUGAAAGGGUUAACUGUCACAGCUGCAGCCACCCACCGUGCUUAUUGAGGACACAUUCUCCUUCACCCCUUUCUUGAACACAGCAACAUGGGACAGCUGUUGGCUCCUUUAGGAUUCUUGCCCUCUGUGGCCUGACUUGAUGCUAAGAGUUUUGUCUUCAGGCCAAUGGGGCAUCCUGGAAUGGUAAGGAGGAAGGCAAGUUCUCCCCUUCUUUAUCACCCUCAAUCUGUUGCUCUUUCUGACCACGGCUGUUGUGAAGACGAUGGUGGUGAUGGUGAUUCUCAAUGUUUACAUUACCUCAUUUUACUUUGGGGCAGUUGAGGUGUGGUACCACGGGAUGCUCUGGGGAUUUUUCUCCGUGGGUCAAAUUCUCCUAGUGAUGCUGAAGUCUUUGGGACAGAUUUGGGGGGAACUACUCCAUUUCCAAUAAUCCAGCUCCAAAACAGGAACACGUAGCCAUCUCAUAAUAGUCCCCUGCAUGAAUAAGGAUGGUGGGAAUCCACCCAUCUCUCUUCUUCCCUCCCUUUUUCUCACUUUAAGCAUGACAUUUGGGACAAAGUCCCCCCCCACAACUCAUAUUCUUAAGCUGCCACUUUUCUCCAGCUACUUUUCGACUCCCUAAAGAGAGGAAGAUUUUUUUCAAAAGGAGAACUUUAAAGGGACUGGACAGAAGGCCAAGUAAUAUAUCCUUUCCCACUUUCCCUGCAUUCAUUUCAGAUGGGAGGAUCUGGGACAAUUACAGCAUAAUUCUGGAGCCAAGCCACAUGCUAAAGAUCCCUUCCCCCCCAAACCUCUCCCCCCCGAUUGUGUGUACGCGUGUGUGAGGUUGUGUGCGCAAGUGUGCGUGUGCAUAGGAUCUGUCUGUGCGAGUCUGUCUCUCUACUAAACUUUGCGCUGUGCGCGAGGUCUAAUAUAAGUUGAUUACAAAAAUAAAAACAAAAAAAAAAACAGAAAAUCAUCAACCACCACAAAGCUUGACUUGAUAGAAGCUAGGAGUUAUCAAGGCUACAAAGCCAAAAUCUUAAUGUAAAGUAGCUAGACAAAGAAAUGGAAUAAAAAGUAUGAAUAAAAUAUAAUGAACAGAA